Messenger RNA from Rodentolepis nana, 771 nucleotides. The record is from the annotation of a GenBank genome assembly. Lineage: Eukaryota; Metazoa; Platyhelminthes; Cestoda; Cyclophyllidea; Hymenolepididae.
AUGAGGUGUAGCCUAUGUGUCCGAUAUGGCUUAGCGAAUCCAUUCGUCAAAUGGCAGAGAGGCAUCAGAAUGCGAAUAUCAGGAAGACCUAGGAUAAAAAUUUUCACAACCUGCAAGCAAAAUGCUGGGAUUAUUAUUAAACUGUUCCUGCUGUCUCUAUUUGUGGUAGAUCUUAGCUAUUUAUUCGUUGAGCAUCGAUUGAAAACGUACGUUUUCUCCUACCUUACCUCAAAGUUCGCGUCUCCAAUUUCCUUUGGCGAUUAUGACAGUUGUGAAAAGGAAAGCUGGUGGUUCAAUUUCAAUGGCAGCGGAUCAAAAUCAUGGCAAAGAAUAUUGAAGGAAGAAGAAGAGUUUCCACUCGCAUAUACAAUCAUGGCAUUUGAACGACCCGAUCAAGUAUGGCGUCUAUUGAGAUCGGUAUAUCGACCUCAGAACUAUUACUGCAUCCACUUCGACAGAAAAAGCCCUGAACUACUUAAAAAGUGGCUUCUUCGCAAGAUUUCUACCUGCAUUCCAAAGGAGAUGGCGAAAAACGUCUUUUUUAUUCCAUCUAUUGCUGUUUAUCACUCCUAUAUGUCCGUUCUUGAAGCUGAUCUCGCGUGUAUGCGAGAGUUAUGGAAAUUACCCAACAAGCAAUCUAAUUCUACUUCUCCCCCGUGGAAGUAUCUCAUAAAUCUCACUGGACAGGAGUUCCCCUUGAAGAAUAACCUUGAAUUAACACGGAUUCUGCGCGUUCUUAAUAACGCCAAUCUCAUUCAACAAAAUAAGUGA